AUGUCCAAAAAGAUCAUUACCGUGUUCGGCGCGACCGGCAACCAGGGCGGCUCCGUCAUCAGCGCCCUGCUGGCCAGCUCGGUCCUCUCGUCGCAGUACACCAUCCGCGGCGUCACGCGCGACCCGACCAAGCCGGCUGCCCAGAAGCUCGUCGCCAAGGGUGUGCAGCCCAUCAAGGCCGACGUCAACGACCCGGCGUCGCUGCAGGCGGCCGUGCACGGCGUCGACGCCGUCUUUGCCGUCACCAACUACUGGGAGACCUUGUCCAAGACGACCGAGAUCACGCAGGGCAAGAACAUUGUCGACGCCUGCGUGGCGGGCGGCGUCAAGCACCUUGUGUGGUCGUCGCUGCCGGCUACCACCGAGCUGACCCAGGGCGUCCUGUCGCACAUCGACCACUUCGACUCCAAGGCCGAGGUGUCCGCGUACGCCGAGGCGCGCAAAAAGGAGACGGGCCUCUGGGUCACGCACGUUAUGCCCGCCUACUUCUUGCAGAACAUCAAGGGCAGCGUGCGCCCGGACCCGACGACGGGCGUGCCCACCUGGAGCCAGCCGCUGUCCGCCACCGAGACGCAGGUGGCCACCAUCGACAUCGUGUCGGACGCGGGAAAGUACGUCGCCGGGGCCCUGGCGCUGGGCGCCGCCGCCGACGGGCAGUUCAUCCAGGCUGUGUCGCAGUGGGUGACGCCGGCCGAGGUGGUGCAGACGAUUUCCGACGUCACCGGGACGAAGACGGUCUUCAAGGAGGUGCCCAACGACGCGUGGAAGGAGAGCGUGCCCGGCCCCGCGUUUGUCCAGGACGAGAUGGCCGAGAACAUGCAGCUGAUUCGCGACUACAGCUACUAUGGCAACGACGCCAAGGGCAAGCAGGCGGACCACGACAAGUACAUUGAAGCCGUCGCCGGCCAGAAGCUGACCAGUCUUGCCGAGUUUGUCAAGGCCAACUGGUAG
Messenger RNA from Sporothrix schenckii 1099-18, 951 nucleotides. RefSeq names its product NmrA family transcriptional regulator. The transcript has a single exon. Bases 1 to 951 code for a protein of 316 amino acids. The record is from RefSeq and is a predicted model, not a curated record. Lineage: Eukaryota; Fungi; Ascomycota; Sordariomycetes; Ophiostomatales; Ophiostomataceae.